Mauremys mutica (yellowpond turtle) is the source of this 3451-nucleotide messenger RNA. RefSeq names its product allantoicase (gene ALLC). Gene Ontology annotation, biological process: allantoin catabolic process. Gene Ontology annotation, molecular function: allantoicase activity. The record is from RefSeq and is a predicted model, not a curated record. Lineage: Eukaryota; Metazoa; Chordata; Testudines; Geoemydidae. The coding region runs from base 20 to 1282 and encodes 420 amino acids. The transcript has 12 exons.
CCUUCUGAGAGUGAAGAGGAUGUUGUAUGGUGCAACCCCCUUUUUAAUGCAAAAGAGCAAAGAAAUCUUUGUGAAUCUAAAAUACAGAGGAAAGAUGGCUGCUCAUUUCAAAGGAGAAAAAAAUCAAGUUUUACCUGACUUUCUACAACUGAAUGACUUGGCGUGUGAAGCUGUAGGAGGAAAGAUUAUAUUUGCAACGGAUGACUUUUUUGCUCCUGCGGAGAAUCUCUUAAAGAAGGAGAGUCCAGUUCUUAAACCAGACGAAUUUACUGAUUAUGGCAAGUGGAUGGAUGGAUGGGAGACAAGGAGGAAAAGGAUUCCAGGACAUGAUUGGUGUAUUAUCCAGUUGGGAGUACCAGGUAUUGUCUGUGGAUUUGAGGUAAACACAUCUUUCUUUGCUGGAAACUGUGCUCCUCGUAUAUCAAUUCAAGCAGCAUGUCUGACGCAAGUGGAUUUACCAGAGUUUUCGCCAAGAGGGGACAGGAUAGGAACUGCAGCUUCAGAUGAAGAGUUAAAAGCUGUCAAGAAGAUGAAGUCAGAUGAAUGGACUCUUCUGGUUCCUAUGAAAGAGUUGAAACCAAGAUACCUUGAUACUAGCCACAAUUAUUUUUCUGUCAGUUGUAAGAGGAAAUGGACUCACAUAAGGCUCAAUAUCUAUCCAGAUGGUGGGAUUGCACGUUUCAAAGUGUAUGGUUUUGUUCAGAAAGACAGGUCAGCUUCUGGCCCAAAUGACUUGGAUGACUUGGUGGCAAUGGAGAAUGGAGGUAUUUGUGUUGGAUUUAGCAGUGCUCAGUUAGGCCACCCAAGAAAUAUUCUAGGGCUAGGAAGAGCAUCAUCCAUGGAAGAUGGUUGGGAAACAGCGAGAAGACCGGACAGGCCACCAGUUUUAAAAGCUGAUGAGAAAGGUAUCCUCCUCAUGCCAGGGAGUGAAUGGGCAGUUUUCCGGCUGGCACAUCCUUGUGUAAUAACUCACAUUGAAAUAGACACUAAUCACUUUAAAGGUAACUUUCCAGAUACUUGCAAACUCGAGGCCUGUGUUUUGAACACAGAAGAAGAAAAAGAUUGUAUAAUACAGAAAUGGAACCUUAAACAGAAUCCAAAAUGGAACCCUUUGCUUUCUGUUACAAAGCUUAAGCCUAACAAGAGGCAUUUCUUUGACGGUACUGCCCUACAAAUGCAGGAUGUAAUCACUCAUGUGAGACUCGUUAUUGUUCCUGAUGGAGGUGUAAGUAGGAUGCGUCUCUGGGGUUUCCCACGGACUCUGCUUUAUACAAGCAAAUGAAGAGGAUUUUCUAAAAAAGACUUUAAGGGUUAUAGAAUGGAUGUUCACUUUUCCUCCUGUUAUAGAAACUUGAAUAUAUUCAUUGAAUGGUACACAUGCAUUAAACUAAGCAUGACUUUUUCCCAGCAAUAAUUCAAACAUAACAAUUCUGUAUGUAUUAUGGCUGUACAAUAAUACAAUGACUUCUCUACUCCUAGGAAAAUAAUGAAUGUAAUAUAUUUUUGCUGAAAUGCAUUUUUUGGGGAAAAUCAAUCAAUGAUAACACAGUGCACCCCUGGGUGAUCAUAGCUCAUCAUUAUUUUAACCACUAUGUAAAUCCACUAAUUACCCUAAAAUGCACUGCCUGCAGUGUCUUACUGGUGAAAAGAAAUGGCAUUUUAAAAUAAAAAUAAAUCAGAGACAGGCUCUGCUUUAUUGUUAUGUCUGUCUUAAUUAUAAGCCAGUCAAAAAGCUCUACUUAUGGUCUACUGCUUUCACUCAUGUCCCAUAUAUAGGCAUUUCAUAAUUAUUCAUAAUAUAAAUUAUGUAUUCAUAAGCAUCUCUACAGCCUAUCCUUCUGAUAGUACAAAGUGCUCUCCUGGAUUAUUUUGCCAAGAUUCCAAACCCUAAGAAGAAAGACAGGUUGAAUCUCCCUGUCAACCUCAAGUUUGUGUGUGUGUCAAUAUAUUGGUGGAAUUUGGAAACAUAUUUCUUUAUGAAAACACACAGAAUGAUUUUAACCCUCCUUUUCCUUGCACUUUUUUGCUGUAACCUAACACCCAAAUAUUGUCUGUUUCUCUACCAGCCUAGGCUAAGAUUUUCAAAACGGAGUGCUUAAGGUUAUGUUGCUAAAUCUAUAUUUAGCGAUCCAAAUCAGUGACCUGAUUUUCAAAAAUGCUGAGCAUCCCGGGGUUCUCUUUGACGUCAGUGGCAGCUAUUGGGUGCUCAGCACUUAAAAAAAUCAGGUCACUGAAUUUAGUGCGUAAAUAUGGCUUCAGAAGCAUAGCUCUAAACACCCAGUUUUGAAAAUUGUGACCCUGGGCCUAGAUUGUACUGAAUAAGGCAACAUUUCUUUUGGAGAGAAAAAAGUGCUCAGCAUGGGGCUGAUUCCACGUGGCAUGGCGAGGUUUUUUGUGUGAUGGCACAUGAUCACGAUAUACUGCAGAUAGGAAAAGGUGGCCCCAAGUACUGCUUUGCUUUCCUUACUCUGGGCACACACCUGCCUUGUUCCCUAUGCACCUCUCAUUUGCACCAUGGCUUCUGGGUGGAAGUGCUGUGAUGAUGAUGGAGAAUAGUUGGGGCCAUGGACAGGCAUCUUUAGGGUGUGUGUGUGUGUGUGUGUGUUUCUAAAUUUUUGUACUCAAGCUUAUACUGUAGUAAUUAAAAUGCCGAAUGAUAUAUAUGAAGGCAGAUACGGCAAACAAUUUUCUGGAAUUUUGCAUAAUAAUUGAAUGUAAAAUAGCAUUGUCUGUAACAAUUAUGGAGGCACUGGCAGUGAUUCUAUAGUUUAAAGCUGAAUUGUCCAUGGAAUGGGGACUAUUUUUUCUUUAUAUGUAAGUGGUCUUUCACUGUGAAAUUUGAUAUAAUGUAUAUUUUAUAUAGGGUCAAAACUGGGUAUUACAGAAUUGUAUCUGAUUUUACUUGUUUAAUGCACUGUAUUUGGGAGCAUUCAAAAUAUGUUGUGGCAUAACAUAUACUGUUUGCAAUCUAUGUUUUUGAUUUACAUCUAAUUAAUAUUUUUGACAUCACAAGAGUGAUAAAUAACAUAAUACUAAUGAAGUAUUGAAAAGUGCUUAAUUUGUAAUACUACAAUCUAUCCAAGGUAUUUGUUAUCCCUAUCUUUAAUGUGUUUCUCCUCAUAACACUCAGCUUGGUAGGGAAAUGCAAUUAUCCCCAUUUUGCAGAUAGAGAAUGGAGAUGCAGAGAGAUUAAGUACCUUGCUAAAUGUCACACAAGAAACCUAUUGCCAAACAGGGGAUUGAACCCACAAGUGCCAGGCCAGCACCCUCCCCACUGGACCAUCCUUCCUCUCAUGAGUCAUCUAAUAUGUGUAAUGUCUUGUUCUAAGGAUGGAACUUUUCUCCAUUUUGUUUCUUAACCCUUGUAGCUUACUUUGUAUUCUGUCCUUUAGUUUGCAUAAUAAUUUGUGGCCAUGGUGUGUGGUGCUAUAAUAAAGAAAUUCCCAUUUUC